Molecule: messenger RNA, 1884 nt
Organism: Pyrenophora tritici-repentis Pt-1C-BFP
Lineage: Eukaryota; Fungi; Ascomycota; Dothideomycetes; Pleosporales; Pleosporaceae
Product: Transcription factor Forkhead/HNF3 family
Biological process (GO): regulation of DNA-templated transcription
Molecular function (GO): DNA-binding transcription factor activity; sequence-specific DNA binding
Source: RefSeq, a predicted model, not a curated record
AUGUCGGGGCUACUGGCUUUGCGUGCACCUAGCUCGACGGCACAUCACGACGUUGAAGCUCCCGCAGGAGUCACUCUCGAUGCUCGCUCUCAAUACCAAGAACUUGCCCCUCCCAAAGCUCCCUGCUCCAUAUGCUCCAAGAUGCAUGUCCCCACAGUAUCUACCAUCGGAAGCACUGAGUGCCAGAGUUGCCGCGACAGGAUGUACAUCAUGAAACAAGACACACCCGAGACUCCUAGUACUACUCCUCUCUACGACACUCUAACCGGAAUUAGCAUUGUGGGGGUCAAACCCCCGAUCGUGUCAACAAACGACUCUGUCACAGUCGUAAGUCGAGGGACAUUAAGGCCAAGCCCAAUGAAGGUGGACGAUGUAGAAACGUCUUUCAGGAGUCCGGAAUCGCACGACCCCCUUAUCGUGGCUACUCGUACAGCUCGCAUCACUCAAAGAGUGGACAUGAUUACUGUACCUGAACCAGAACAGGUAAAGCAAAUGAGCACCCCUCCCGAUAGCGCUUCGACACAACCAGCUUGUAUUGAGAUUCAACGCGAAGAGGCUCUUGUAACUGUACCUGAUAUACCCGCGUUGAGAGUUGACGCAUGCGCGGAGUCUUUACCACUUACAGCCGAUAAUAUCAGCACGAACGACAAACACACGUUAAUUCAAAAUCCUCAAACAAACGUCAACGAGGAGGUUGAACAUGAAGACACACGCAAACUGGGGUUGCACGUUGCCGACAAAAACAGUCCCUCACCAACUAGUGCCCGACAUUGCACUGAGCAGGAUCCGGAAAAUGAAGACACGCGCAGAUUGGAGGUACACGUUUCUCAAGGAACCACUCCCCCGCCAACUAAUGACCAGCCUUGUAAUGAGCAGCAUCCAGAAAAUACCGCGUUCAUCAUGAUCGAAAAGCGCCCUACUAAUCGAGAGUUAAUUAUAAUUGCGCUACUCGCUGCAAACGGGUCCGCCAUGACUGCUGCCCAAAUCAUUGACUGGCUCGUUCAGCGUUUCUCUUAUCUACGCCAAGGACAGGGCGCCUGGCAGGGGAGCCUUAGAGCUGUUCUGUCUAACAAUCCAGAAUUUAGUAGCGCAAAGGAUGUUUUGGUGCACAAACGUCGCUGUAAGCUGUAUAACUUUGGCAAUGCAGCAUACAGAGCCCGUUUUGAAAAGGAAUAUCGACAGUAUGUCGCUAAUGAUUCACCUCCGAACCCUCUGCAAGCUCAAUCACGAUGUGAAGCCUGGCCCGCGGCUAUGGCAAUGCCUAAAGGUAGUCAUAGGAAGGCUAUCGAAAGCGCACCAAGUCGCGGAAGCUUUUCGCUCACCCCAAAGAAUCCAUACCCUGGCUUUGUUGUGUCACCGCGUACAACCUCGCACGACCAAAAUGAAGAGAACGAUCCUUCACCAAAUACGUUUGAUCGCUCUAUAGCCCUUCGGAGCAGCACCUGCAACGAAAUCUCCGAGUCGGGACGCGAGUCAAGCUUUCACCGUAUGCGUACACGCCGUAUAGAGCCGUCAAUUGAGACAAUGACCCCAGAAGAGAAGGCUACGAAGAUUGCGGAUAUCCAGGCAAGACCUUCCCGAAAAAAGCUCUUUGGUUCUCAUCGACUUGGACAUGUGCUCAAAUACGGACGACAGGAUAUCCAUGAUGAGAGCGAUGGUGCAUGGAAACCAAAUUUAAGGAGUGAAAAAGAGAAACGAUUGCUGCAGGAAGAGCGGUCUCUGCAAGAGAUCUUCAACCUCCCUCAGAAUCCAGUCCCAAUGAACGACGGGCAAGAGCUGGCUUUCAGGGACGGUGCCUUGCUUAAUGGUCGGCUACCACGACCGCGGCAGAUCUACCGAGUAGGCAAGAUGUUCGGAGGCGGGUUGACUACCCGUCAGUCCUGA